Molecule: messenger RNA, 5948 nt
Organism: Bicyclus anynana (squinting bush brown)
Lineage: Eukaryota; Metazoa; Arthropoda; Insecta; Lepidoptera; Nymphalidae
Gene: CkIIbeta
Product: casein kinase II subunit beta
Exons: 7
Coding region: 129-794 (221 amino acids)
Cellular component (GO): protein kinase CK2 complex; cytoplasm
Molecular function (GO): protein kinase regulator activity
Source: RefSeq, a predicted model, not a curated record
ACAUUUUCGCGGUCGCUAACCAUAGACAACGCAGACUCUCACGACGGACAACAAAUUGAAAUUUUCUCCCCCAUCCCGAGGCAGAUUUUGUCCCGUCAAGCGUGGCUAAUCAAGGCACCAAAAGGAAAAUGAGCAGCUCGGAGGAGGUAUCAUGGAUUUCAUGGUUCUGUGGUCUUCGAGGGAACGAAUUCUUCUGCGAGGUCGACGAAGACUAUAUUAAUGAUAAAUUCAAUUUGACUGGACUCAAUGAGCAGGUGCCGCACUAUAGACAGGCUUUAGAUAUGAUACUCGAUCUAGAACCUGAUGAUGACCUGGAUGACAAUCCAAACCAAUCUGACUUAGUGGAACAAGCCUCAGAAAUACUCUAUGGAUUGAUUCACGCACGGUACAUUCUUACUAAUAGAGGAAUCGGCCAGAUGUUAGAAAAAUUCCAAGCUGGUGACUUUGGACAUUGUCCACGUGUUUACUGUGAAUGCCAGCCUAUGCUUCCUAUUGGUCUGUCAGAUGUGCCCGGCGAGGCUAUGGUGAAGCUGUACUGCCCGCGCUGCAUGGACGUCUACACACCCAAGUCGUCGCGCCACCACCACACCGACGGCGCCUUCUUCGGCACGGGCUUCCCGCACAUGGUGUUCAUGGUGCACCCGGAGUACCGAGCCAAGCGUCCUGCCUCACAGUUUGUGCCCAGGUUGUACGGAUUCAAGAUCCACCCGCUCGCGUACCAGAUCCAACAGCAGGCGGCGGCCAACUUCAAAGCGCCGCUGCGGACCCUCUCGUACAACAACGGUAAACGUUAGGCCGCCGCCCCGCGCCCCGCGCCCGCCCUUGAGCCUUGAUACAGAUUCCUCUGCUGCGGGACUCAGCGAAACUGUUCCGAUGUCAGUAGCCAACCUAUGAGCAUUCACACCUGACGGAUACUCAGCAACCUUAUCAGGCACCUUUUCUGCCCUAGUGUGUAAAUGAAGAUUGCAUUUCACUGACGGGAACACAACACCCAAAUCAACUGGCUCACUUUCUCCCCUAGUAUUUAAAUAGAGAUUGCAUUUGACUUGGGGGAACUCAACAGCCGUGUUAACAGGCACACUUUCUACCCUAGUGUAUAAAAUAUAGAAUAGAUUUCAAAAGUGCAUUUGUGGUCCACACCAAUGAUUCUUAAAUUGCAUUUCUACGUAGUUUAAUUUAGGAUUAUAUAUUUCUAAAUUGAGUCAGGUCUAAUCUGAUGAUUGGCUUCUUCCUCCCUCCCGACAAAUACAUACAAGUAAGUAAGCUUGAAUUGUAUUGUCACUUGACAUCAGAUGUUAUCACAGUCAAUUGUGACCUACUUGUAUGCUACUUUCAUAUGGUAAUGAACGUGCCAGACUUAGUUUAAUAGUACUUGUAGAUCAUUUGAGUAUAUGAAUAGUUCAAUAUGUUUCAGUAUAAUGAGAAUUAAAUCUGAGUCAGCAGUUAUGUCAGGUGUGAAAGCUCAGUUGGGGCUCUUCCGCCUAAGAUUAGAACAAAAAAUUGCGUCAAAAAGGGGGGAAAUGGUUAGUCGCUUGUUUAGGGGAAUAGUAAUUUUGUGAAUGAUAAUGAAAUACGGUAUGGCAAUCUUAACACUUCUACACUGUUCAGUUUUUAUUUAACUUUUUCUAAAUUAAACAAUAAAAUAAUAACACUAAUAAAAAAGUAACACUUUUCAUAUUUGUUGGUUUAGGAAUUUUAGGAGAAAAAUGUCAAAUGUUGGCAACAUUGCCUGUUGCAAUACCCAAUACCUGGCCCUAUUUAUAGCUUCACGAUUGAUGGAUACUUUGUUUGCGAUUAAAAGUAAUAAAACACGAAAUUCAAUUUUCUCUGUAAGCCUAAGUUAAAACGAAAGUUAUAUUUUCAUCUCACUUGUUUGGAAAAGUUUCUUUUGCUCAGCGAAAUCAGCAAGCGAAAGUAGUUUUUGCUGCUUAGGCAGGCAGUAGUUAAGUGGUACUAUGUCUAUGUGUGUACGUGUUUUAUUUUAGAUGGGUUUAGAUGGGAAAAUUCAGAACCAAGGUUGUUGGUCUUUAUUCAAAAGUUCACAGAAUGAAUGAAUAGCGACUACUUACAAGCAAUUAAAGCCUCUACUGGUGAAAACAAUAUAACUGCUUGCGCCAUGUGAUAUAUGUGUACAUAAGUACACCUUGCCAAAACCUUAAGACUUGUAAGUGCAAGGGCAAGCAUUAGAUCUCUUUUCACACUAUUUAUUGCAUUUAUUUAUUCUUGUGAUAUACAACUAGCCGAGUACUAGUUCUCGUAAUAAUACGGAGAUAAAAUAUAGCCUUUAACACUAAAAAAAAGUGGCUUUCUAUUAUUAAACGAAUUUUUGAAAUCGGUUUAGUAAAUCCAGAGAUAUAGAUAUUAUAUUAUGCCAAUAACGAAUUCCAUAUUGAAUGCCGUGUAAAAUAGAAAUGCUAAAGGUGGGGAAUAUUAUUUUUUGGCACAUUUUAUGAAUUAUUUUGUAUCCAUCAAUCGUGAAAUGGAUUCUGUUUCGCCUGUCCCCUUGUAACUUGGCUUUUUUAUGAGUUUGGCUGAAUGUACCAUUAGUGGCUCUUCAUUGAUUUAAUUUUAUGGUGUCUUCUAUGUACAAAAUGUAAAAAAAUAAAAACCAUUUUAAUUACAUAUAAAGAGCUCCUUCGUCUUCAUUUGAUUGUUUUAACAGUAUGUUUCAAAUUAACUUAAUUUUUAUAAUUUGACUAAUAAAGGCUGUUUUGUCUACAUUUUACAAAUAUAAAAUUUAAUAUGCAGUGCACAGUAAACUAUGCAAAACUGGAGUUCCAGUGUUUGAUUCCCCGCUUAAGUCAGUUUAGUAAAUAACUUUUAAAGUGGGUCCUAUCUGAUAUGCUGAACUUGGACCUUACAAUCUGUAAUCUAACAAGAUUUUUUUAAGUCAGAUGAUAAAGUUUUUAAAUUAUAAUAUAUUUUGGGAGGAAAGUAGCAUAUUUUGUUUAAUAUUUAUAAAAAUAAUUACGUUAAUAUUAAAAAAAAAACAUCAAUCUCAAAUACCAGCUUUGAUGAAUCUGUAUCACUAACUUGAGAACAACUCACAAUGUGGCGGAAGUAAUUGUACACAUUGAGGAUAUUAGGAAGAGUUUAUUUACCAUUAAUUUACGUGUUAUAAAAUCACUGGUCCAACGAACAUCAUAUACAUAGUCAUGAGAUUAACAUGUCCAUUGCUAACUUGUAGACUUCAUAGGCCACAAGGCACGGGGUCAUCUGUAAAUUGCGUCCCAUCCCAAAAAGGGGAAACAAAAGCAAAUAAGCUUCAUGAUAUAUAAAUCCCCGCAACAAACAAUAAAACUGGCAAUAAAGUAGGAUAAGGUGUCUACAGUCUUCCCCCUAAAGAGCUAAUACUACAUUUACUUACGACAAGGCAAUCUGAAAUAGGGUAUUUAAUUAUUGACAAUAUAAUUGCAUCUUUGCCUAUAGGCAGAACGAAUAUUUGAGUCCAUUCCCAUCCAUACAGGGUAUGUCAAUGUAUGAAUGAAUGAAUGAGGAAUAUGCCUGUCGCUCGGUCUUUUCUCACUACCCUCUGCCCUCAUACCCCAGAACCCCUGUGUCCCGAAGAGCCUAUGAUGCUUGACUGUAGAACUUAACUUCACAUUGUAAGGAAAAUCAUAAAAAAUGUGUAGCAUUUGCUAAAUAAAAAAAUCACCUGCCGGGGAUAGUACAAAAUAAUUAGACGGUGAUGUAAUAUACAGAUGGCCCCUAAAGCAAAUAGUUAUGCCAAUUUGUGUGUACGCAAAUCUUAAAACGAAUUCUACCUAUUUGGUAGUUAAAAGAUAAUGGUCUCCUAACUGCCACCCUACCAAUAAAGACGUUAUGUGUUCCUGUAUAAUGCUUUUAGUAGAGGAUCACAAUCCCAACCUUCACCCAUCUGUUUACUUUACGACAAGUUUUUUAUAUCAAAUUAAAUACGCCAAUGGUGUGCCUAAAAAAAUCAAUUCAGAAUAUGAUUAAUUAACAAUUUAAUUUAUAUUUGCAAUGGUUUGGUUAACCGACAAAGUCCAUACUAUAACAAUCGAGCGAGCGAUAGUAUGAAGUCUAUAAAAUAUGAAAACGUUCUGUUGACUAUUUUUUUCCCGUCACAACUCUUCAGUAAACAGGGAAAUGUCAUCACAAACACGGUUGUCUGCGUAAAAUCAGCCCUGGAUUUGGGACAUCAUCAUAAUCAUAUCCUGGACUGAAUUUUUUGAGGCAAACAAUUGGCGAUAUAUUAAUUUGAUAAAAAAUACUUUUCAUCCAGUAAACAGAUGGGUGAAGGUCGUUUCUAAUUCGGAUUUUAGACUAUAUGUAAAAGUGUGGUUUGGUUGUUGUGUUUUGCGUGCGUGUUGAUGCCUGCACCUAUCUCGCUGCUCCCUGUGUACCCGCGGUCGAGGACUCGACUGUGCAAUUUUUCUAUAUUACAAAUUACUAUCCCUUUUAUUAAGUUCCCGUUGAAAAUGAUGUGUUUAGGAUUUGUGUACAAGUGAAUUAGCACUGUUAUAGUUCACCUUUCAUUUGCUAUACCGUUUCUUAGUGUAGAAUUGAGUAAUGGUACGAGUAACUUGUUGUAACAAUUAUUAGUAACUUGAGAAUGUAUCCGGGUGCCGAAUGCGAGUUUAUACGAUCCAGUAAAAGAAAAUUUUCAUUUAUGUAGAACUAGCUGACGCUGCGUGGUUUCACUCGCGUGGUUCCCUUUCCCGUAGGAAUACGUGGAUAAUAUAUAGCCUAUAGCCUUCGUCGAUGAAUGGGCUAUCUAACACAGAAAUAAUUUUUCAAAUCGGACCAGUAGUUCCUGAGAUUAGCGCGUUCAAACAAACAAACUGUUCAGCUUUAUAAUAUUAAUAUAGAUUGGUACAUUCCCUUCUACUCACGGAUUGUGUUUUCUAUUGUAUCUAGAUGGCGCAGUUCCAUUUGCAUAAUUUAUGUGGAUUUGUUACUGUUAUCUAGUUACAAAAAUAGAAAACAAUACGUUAGUAAAUGUUAAUAUUUCAAUCUAAAUAUACACUGUGCUAGUUUAAACGUCUGUGAGCCGCUCCUAUUAGUCCAAGAAACACUUUAGCGAUAUAAAAAAUGACCUCAAUUUUUAAUUUAUGAAAAAAUAUAAACAUCCUGUUUAAUUCUGUUUCUUAAGUAAGAACUUUAGGUUAAAGGAAAUGACCUCAAAGCGACCGACGACCCGCAUCGCGGCAUCGCAGGGAAUAGUUGGGUGUUUAAAAAUACAGGAUGUUUUAAAAUAAUCGAUUUUAGAAAGUUUGUUACGAUUGUAUUGGCUUAAAUUGUACUUUGUUUUUAUAAUAACACAAUACAUUAAAUCAAAAAAAUCAAAAAAUCAUUUAUUCAAGUAGGCUCAGUUUACAAGCACUUUUGACACGUCAGUUGACUAUUUGUAAAGAUUCUACCACCGGUUCGGAAGGCAGGUUCUGCUGAGAAGAUACCGGAUCCAUUACCGGAUGAUCCAACGGCCUCCAAGCAUUAGGUACAUUAUGUGUUCGGUUUUAAGACGAAGAAAACUUCACGAUGUAUAAUAGCGAAAGGUCACUCAUUAAAUCUCGAAAACCGCUAGACGUAGAAAGAUGAAAUUUGGGAAGAAGGUAGUUUAUAGUUAGAACAGAGUUUACGACAGCGCCGGAUUACGGAGGUCUAAGGUUCGAUAUAAAUUGAAAUUUACUUUUACUUGAUCGAAUUUGUACAGGACUCGCAUUCGCCUCACUGUUAAAAAGUUUUUAACAAUAACUAAUUGUGGCAAUGGCGGCAUUUACAGAGCCCUCGUAUAUAGUAAUAAUGAAACUUUAUAUUUAUAAAAAUUAAAAAAAAAAAACAUGAAAUAGGGCCAUGUACGUUUUCAUUUUUAUAUCUGAUGAUAAAUUUUAGGACCUCGGUCGGUUUUUGCUAUUAACGCGUUGGUGGUGACUCCUUUGGUUAUUGUAUGGAUACAAGUAAAUAUAAAUAAAUAUUAUGACAAC